Molecule: messenger RNA, 3681 nt
Organism: Syngnathoides biaculeatus (alligator pipefish)
Lineage: Eukaryota; Metazoa; Chordata; Actinopteri; Syngnathiformes; Syngnathidae
Gene: cpsf6
Product: cleavage and polyadenylation specific factor 6
Exons: 11
Coding region: 94-1824 (576 amino acids)
Biological process (GO): mRNA alternative polyadenylation
Cellular component (GO): mRNA cleavage and polyadenylation specificity factor complex
Molecular function (GO): mRNA binding
Source: RefSeq, a predicted model, not a curated record
UAAUGCUUGUAACGGUCAGAUGGCGGCGCUGCUCACCACUCUUAUUGUUUCCGCCUCCCGUGCGGCGCAAGGGAAGCCAAGCGCCAGCGGAAAAUGGCGGACGGUGUUGAUCAUAUCGACAUCUACGCCGACGUAGAGGAAGAAUUUAGCCAGGAACCCGACUACCCCGUCCACGAACAGAUCGACCUCUACGACGAUGUGAUAUCCCCGUCAGCCAAUAAUGGCGACGCGCCAGAGGACCGCGACUACCUGGACGCGCUGCCUGCGCAGGGGGGCUCUGAUGGAGGCAAGGCCGCCCCUCCCAAUGUGGUGUACACCUACUCCGGGAAGAGAAUCGCCCUGUACAUUGGGAACCUGACAUGGUGGACAACCGAUGAGGAUCUCACAGAAGCAAUCCGCUCAAUUGGGGUCACAGAUGUGUUGGAAAUCAAGUUUUUUGAAAACAGAGCAAAUGGGCAAUCCAAAGGGUUUGCCCUGGUGUGUGUGGGCUCAGAGGGGUCAUCCAGGAAGCUCAUGGAUCUUUUGUCCAAGCGAGAGCUGCACGGUCAGAAUCCCAUUGUGGCGCCGUGCAACAAGCAGUCUCUCAGCCAGUUCGAGAUGCAGUCCCGUAAAAGUAAGCACAGCACACAGUCGGGGCAGAUGUCCGGCGAAGGGAAAGCCGGUCCUCCGGGCGGCGGGCGUGCCGGUUUUCCCAUGGGCAGUCGAGGAAGCCGCGGCAGGUUCCCCGGGCCCCCGAGCGGACCUGGUGGAGACCGCUUCCCGGGCGGCGUUGGCCCUGGCGGACCGCCCCCACACUUCACUGGCUCGGGGAUGAGACCUGAUUUGAUCAGGCACCAAGAUGGCCACCUGGAUAUGAAUUUCAAUCCUGGGAGCUGGCGCGACAGAGGUGGGAUCCAGGGACCCCCACGUCCUCCUCCAGGUCCCCCCGGCCCACCGGGACCACCUCCCGGCCAAGGCCUACCCCCACCCCUUGGUCCUCCAAAUCGCGGCGACAGGCCACCUCCCCCUGUUCUCUUUCCCGGCCAGUUCGGGCAGCUACCUUUAGGGCCCCUGCCGCCCGGCCCCCCUCCGCCGGGUUACGGUCCACCUCCCGGACCCCCGCCCCCCCAGCAAGGCCCCCCUCCCCCAGGACCGUUCCCGCCGCGUCCCCCGGGCCCGAUCGGGCCCCCGUUGGCAUUGGCUCCACCUCCUCACUUAGGUGGUCCCCCACCCGGCGGGCCGCCGCCUGCUCCCCAUGUCAAUCCCGCCUUCUUCCCACCACCUGGUGGCAACAACAUGCCCCCCAACGACAGCAGGGGCCCCCCAGGACCAAAUGACCCAUACGGACGCCCGCCACCUUAUGAACGAGGAGACUAUGGUCCCGGAGGCCGGGACAUGGAGUCAUCACGGACCCCUCUGAGCGAGGCCGAGUUUGAGGAGAUCAUGAACCGGAACCGAGCCAUCUCCUCCAGCGCCAUCUCCAGAGCGGUUUCCGAUGCCAGCGCAGCUGACUACGGCAGCGCCAUUGAGACGUUGGUCACCGCCAUCAGUCUCAUUAAGCAGUCCAAAGUUUCGGCGGAUGACCGCUGCAAGGUGCUCAUAAGCUCACUUCAGGACUGCCUCCACGGAAUUGAGUCCAAAAGUUACGGGUCCACCAGGCGAGAACGUUCCAGAGAGCGCGACCACAGCCGCUCGAGGGAAAAGAGCAGACGCCACAAGUCCCGCAGUCGCGAGCGGCACGAGGACUACUACCGCGAACGGAGCCGUGAGCGGGACCGCCACCGCGAGAGGGACCGCGACCGAGACCGCGAGCGGGAGAGGGAGCGCGAGUAUCGGCACCGCUAGUGGACAAGUGAGCUCGCUACCUAACACCAACGGACGGACGGACACAAGGACGGACGGACUUCGAUCCCACCCACCGCCACCGCCUGCAUGACUGGACACGCGACGCCCCCGCCGCCUCCUCCUCCUCCUCUUCUUCUUCCUCCCCCCGCUCCCCCUCACCAUCCUUCCAUCUCCUCUGCCCAUACUUCUCUCUCAUCUUGUGUGCAGAGUGGAUGGUAGGUGGCGCCCACGGUGCGCAAGGCUUUUCAAACCUCUUAAGUCAUGGUAAUAUGAAUUGCUACCAUUCAACUGGUUUAUUUUUAUGGCGUUUUUAUUUUCCUCUCGUCCCCUCACAAAACAGCGAGAAGGCCGACCUUUCCUCUUGAUAGAAGAUAUUAGCUUUGUCUUGUGGUUUUUCCACACACUAUACUAUAGUUUUUAAAUAGGGUACAUGAUGGCCGACGCAAAAACCCGACCCACCACCACCCCCGCCCGCCCCUCUUUCAUUAUUUCUUUUCGUGCUCUGUGUUUGUGAAUGUCUGCUCUCGAUGAAUUAUAGCAGUGUAAUAAAACAUGUUUACUGAGGUACACUGUCGGAAUCCACUCAUUUAUAUUAAAUGUAUUGUAAAAAAUGUUCGCCAUAUGAAGUAUGGUAAAUAGAGUAGUUAAUGGAUGCCUUUAUUUACAAGGUAAGACUGUGCAAGUUUUGCAACGGCAAAUCUGUUCACUUGCAUCGACAUGGUCAUUUCAAGCAGAAGUCAAAUGCGUCUUUUUAUUUUUAUUUUUAGCUGUCUUGAAUGUUGAUGUGUGUACUUGCACUGAAGAGGCACCACCGUUGGCAGUCUUUUGGAGUUUUGUUUAUCACAACGCGUUACCUCAAGUCCACCCCCGUUCAAUGUAUCGUGUAUAUAUUACGCCAUAGACGAGCUUUAAGGUGUGGAAUCCAAAUGUUUGGUGUUUAAAAAGAAGUUCUGACUGUCCGUCUUCGGUAAAGUGAAAGAGGCAGUCUAACACGUCCCCCUUUGCGAAUGUCCUCUUGGUCUCCCUGUAUUGUUAAAUUGUAAGACUUCCUUUGUUGUCAUUUUUCCAUGUGCCUUUUUUUUUCGGUUUGUCCAAUUCAUUUUUGUUCUUUUAAUUCCAACAUGCAUGUUUUUUUUUUGGGGUAGGUUAAAUGCCCACUAACGUCAUCUUUUAAAUCUUUUCCACUGUGCACAGAAUGUCAUCCCGACACGCUGUAAUCCGGGACCACUGCUGUAGUUUCUCAAAUUGUAACCGAACAUUUUAAAUAUUUGGUACUCUUAAUUUGUACUGUAUUGUCCUGGCAGUGUCUCAUGUUCACAUGUUGAUCGUGUCGUGACUCUGUAAAGAGAGCUCAAUAAGUUCAGCACUUUUGCCCAAGAUGGGGGGGGGGGGGGGAUUGUUCUACACAGUGCACAUCCUCAUUUGUGCUUGAAAGUUCUGCAGUGUAUGUUUAGAUUGUGUGUGCGCAUGCGCAAGGUGGCUUGUUGUGACUUUUUCCCUCCACAGUCCUCAAGGUAAGUGUUUGCAGGUUUACACUACUAGAAGACUGCGGCCAGAAGCAUACAGGUGCAAAUGUCAGGGUCUUUUUUUUUUUUUUUUUUUUGCAACAUCACACUUGAAUCUUAAAAUGGAGAGUUGAUUGUAACAUUUCCAAAGCAAUAAUAUCAGAUGUAUUUUUACUUCAUGCAAAGCAGCAUUUGACUGAUUUGAAUAGUUUAAUAAAAGCUAGAGGAGCACUGUAUUUAAUAUAACAAUGCAUGAACCAUUCUAACUACAGUAUUACAACGAGUGACCUGUAAAGUUGCUAAUCUGGGAGGUUACAGGCUAUUUUAAACAAUAAAACUGGCUAAAUUUUGA